Molecule: messenger RNA, 3819 nt
Organism: Paramormyrops kingsleyae
Lineage: Eukaryota; Metazoa; Chordata; Actinopteri; Osteoglossiformes; Mormyridae
Gene: gpr55a
Product: G protein-coupled receptor 55a
Biological process (GO): phospholipase C-activating G protein-coupled receptor signaling pathway; positive regulation of Rho protein signal transduction
Cellular component (GO): plasma membrane
Molecular function (GO): G protein-coupled receptor activity
Source: RefSeq, a predicted model, not a curated record
AUUUUAUUAAUCUUCAAAGUAUGCACCCUUACAUCUGAUUCUUCAUCAGUGGACUCGCUAGACAGUUCCUCUUGUUGUCUCAUUCUGUGAACUGGUCUUCUUUUCUUUGCUGGGGUCUUGUUUGUUCACAGUAUUAGACAUUGCAUACAUCCUCUGUAGUAUUUUCGUUCUUUGUCACUUUUCCAGCAUUUUUUUUGCUUUAACAAACCGCUUGACGUGGCCCCAUUUCCCACAGCUGUGACAGUUCAAAUCCUUACACCUGCACGUCGUGGCCAGAUGUUCCAUUUUGCCACAGUGAUAGCAUGGGCCCGACCUAUUUUGUCUCUCUGUGCUCACUGUCUGCACCUCGCUAACUGCAUGCAGUUGUUGAGCCUCUUUUGAUGCCACUUCCAUAGAGACACUGAAGCUGAUGGCCUUCUUCAAUGUCAGCUCACUCACAGUCAGUAGUUUCCUCUGUGCUGCUUCAUCUCUAAGACCACAUACUAAUCUGUCUCUCAACGUAUCAUCUAAAACCGGUCCGAAUUUGCAAUGUUCCGCCAGUUUCCUUAGCGCGGCAACGAACAUAACUGAUUCCCCUUCCUCUUGGUCACGUGUAUGGAAUCGGAAUCGUUCUGCAAUUAACAAUGGUUUCGGUGAAUAAUGCUGUGACAAGACCUCAACUAUUUCCACAUAGGGCUUUUCUUCUGGCUUUGUGGGUUGUAACAAGUCACCUAAUAGACUGAAACUUUUUGGCCCCAUUACUGUUAUAACCUCCUGACACCCAAGGAAAAAAAGUUUCCUUCAAUUUUAGGUUACUUGUGAUUUUCUAUGUCUUUGGAGGAAAUAAGACAUCUUACAAUUUUGAUUUUUUCAAAUUUAUUUUUAUUUUUAAUUUCACACCAUGUCCUCUUUAGUGGACAACAGGACUUGUUUAAUGUGAAGAUAUCAUUGAAACUGGAAGUAGAAAAACACAAGUACCUGGCACUAAAUACCAAGGGGAGUACCGGCACCUGGUACUGAAUACUAAGGGGAGUACAAGUACCUGGCACUGAAUACCAAGGGGAGUACCGGCACCUAGUACUGAAUCCCAAAGGGAAUACAAGUACCUGGCACUGAAUACCAAGGGGAGUACCGGCACCUAGUACUUAAUACCAAGGGGAGUACAAGUACCUAGCACUGAAUAGAUAGGGGAGUACAAGUCCCUGGCACUGAAUACCAAAUGAACCACCGGCACCUGGUACUGAAUACCAAGGGGAGUACAAGUACCUAGCACUGAAUCCCAAGGGGAGUACAAGUACUUGGCACUGAAUAGAUAGGGGCAAGGCUGGACUGGCCAUCUGGUGUACCGGGCAGUGCCCGGUGGGCCGACACACAUUUUUGGGCCGGCCUGGGGGUGUCGUAAUUGACCCAAAAAAGUAUAAGUUAUUUUUAUCGACCACGAAGUCCCAUUGGUUGAUUUUCUUGAAGGACAUUGGAUUAAUCCAAUGAAAUCUCUCAGCCCUCCCCUUUACCAAGGUUAUCAAAUUUUGCCAUUUGAGCUGACCGGAGUUGGAGAGGAGUGGCUAUGGACAAACCAAAAAAGCGCAAGGGGGGCGCAGAAAAGCUCAGAGAAAAAAGGCAAAAGAGCCUUCAAGUGGACGCAGUAAAAUGCGCAAAACUUACCGAUAUGUUUGCCACCACAAGUUUUACUGCUGAAGCAGCUGGUCCAGGGCUGGAGGAGGAGGCAGAAUUAGCGAUUCAGGGAGAUACAUCGGAGGAGGAUGAUGAGGAUGAGGAGAGAGACGUGGCCCAUAGAAAGAUUGAGGAAGAGGUCAGAUUAGCUACUGUCCAGCCCGGUAAAAAGUAGUCGAAAUGUUAAUGAAGAGGGACGUUUCGUGUAGGGAGAGCAAAGGGCUGGAGUGUGUGUGUGUGUGUGAGAGAGAGAGAGAGAGAGAGAGAGAGAGAGAAAGGGGGGGGGGGGCAUGGGUUGCCUACACGUAAGCUUACACACAGUCAGAGUUAACAAUGACAAUGUUUUGGGAUGUGUGUAAUAAUAAUAGUGAAAUAAAACAGAAAACGUAAUAUAGGAAUUUAGAAGAGUUAGAAUUAGUACUGUGGCGACGAGCGGACCGAGGCACCGCGGGAGCAGAGAGAGACAGACGGACACUUUCCGGGGAGAACACGCUCUUUAUUGCUAAUCCUGAAAAAAGACUACAUCAGGUGGGAAUUGUGACACUGUGGCCAUCUCUCCCAAGAUGAAUCCCUGAGUAGUGAAAGAGCAUAAUAUUUUUUUUAACAUGGUUAUUCUUCCUUGUAGGCUGCUGCGCUUUAUUUUAAUUUUUGAAAUCACACACCGUUUUCUGUUCAUCUGAAAACAAAUUGAUUAGAGGGGGUUAGAGGUGCUUGUCUAUUUUUUCCCUUUGUUUAAUGGCAGCGGGCUAAUCCAACCAUUGUAUGUACUUAUUUUGAUUGACAUGUUACCGAAAAAAUACUGAAAAGGAAGUGGUAUAAACAAGACAUAUUAUUCAAACCAUCAGCGUACUCAUUUCCGUCAAACUUCCUCUGCAGGUCUCAUACGCAUCUGAAGCCUCAGAGUUACAUCAUAGCAAGUUAGCUUUUCAAUUUAUUAGUUCCGUAUUGUGCUCAAUCAGACUUGGGAGGAUCUUAACACUAAUGUCCUACAAGUGAGGAUCGGAGAUCAGGAACAGCCAGCCUCCCGGGGAUACCAGCGUUAAGGGACCGGCGACCCCCCGGCCCCCACCCCGCCUGUGAGCCACAGAGCCGCACGCCGCGCCCGUUUGCAAAAUGACAUGGUGUGAUUUCGUUUGCUGGAUCCAAAUGACCAUCUACAUCCCAACAUGCAUCACGGCCUUCCCCUUGAACCUGGCAGCCCUGUGGAUUCUGUUCUUCAAGAUAAGACGAUUCACAGAGUCCAUGGUCUAUUUGGCUAAUCUGGCGGUGAACAACUGUCUCUUUUUAUUCUCCCUGCCCUUCAAGAUUUAUGCUUACAAGAGGCCGUGGAAUCUUUCGCCAAAGUUCUGCUCGUUCCUGGAGAGCCUGGUCCUCGUGAACAUCUACGGCAGCAUUGCCCUUAUUGUGUGCAUUUCGGCCGACCGUUACAUCACGCUCCGCUACCCGUUCAGGAGAAGAUGGAUGCUGCGGUCGCCGCGCAUCGCUGUGGCUGCCUGCCUCCUCAUAUGGAUCGUAAUGUUUGUGGCCAGUAUCCCCGUCUACCGUUUGCACAAGAAAACUGAAUACUGCUUUGAGAACUUCACCAACGAAACGUGGGAUAAUGUCACCCUCAUAGUGUCCAUGGAGGUCACAUUCCUCAUCAGUGCCACCGCCAUGGCCCUUUGCUCUGUCAACGUCAUGCAGAUCCUGAGGGCCAUGCGUAAGAGGAACCCGGCAGACGCCAAGCUCAGGAAUAACAAAUCCCUGAAGAUAGUCCUGAGCAACCUUGUGACAUUCAUGGUGUGUUUCAUUCCUUAUCACAUCGCCGCCCUGCUCUUCUUUCUGGCUAAGAACUCCACCCUGCCCCAGAGCACCAUUGACCCUCUGAGGGACGUCUUUCGCGUAAGCUCCUGUAUAAGCAGCCUGAACUGCCUGUUUGACGGCGCCUGUUACUACUACACCCUGAAAGAGAACUGGAUGUCCAGUAAAGAGGAGAGAAAGCCGACUUCAUACAUUGCAACGCUGCCCCUUGACUUGCAGACGUCCACAGAGAGCCCGCUCCCUGCUCACAAGCCCUCCGUGAGGAAGAUGACCAGUCUGUCUGACUGCUACUGAGGAACGCAAACAUUAUGUCUCCUCAAUUUUUUUUGCACGCCCUUGUAAAAAAAUAAAAAUACUUUAUUUCUAUAA